GCUCACCGUUUUAGUACGAUCCGAAAAAAAAAAUCAUCCACGGCAACAUCAAACAUGAAGGCGUUCGUAGUGCUAUCCAUGGUUUUGGCCAUCGCAGCCAGCACGGCAGUCGACGAUUCCAGCAAGAAAGAAAAGCGUGGACUUUGGGAGCUGGGAUAUGGCCAGGACCAUUCCGGUUUCGAUAACCAUCCCCAUCAAUUUGACCAUCACCAAGAAGUCCAGCACCAUACCACCAUCACCAAGAACGUUGCAGUCCCGUACCCAGUUGAGGUCGUCAAGCAUGUUCCAGUUGAAGUGAAGGUCCCAUACCCGGUGCAUGUCGAGAAGAAGGUUCCAGUCUACGUGGAGAAGAAAGUGCCAAUCUAUGUGGAAAAGAAGGUUCCAUACCACGUUGACCGCCCAGUCCCAUACCCAGUCGAAGUGAAGGUCCCAGUUGUCCACAAGGAAUACGUCGAAGUGCCAAAACCGUACGCAGUUCAUGUUGAGAAGCCCGUUCCAGUGUACAUCCAGAAGCCGGUUUACAUCGAGAAGCAUGUUCCAGUAACCGUGCACAUCAAGGAGCACAAGAAGAAGCACUGGGGACUGUUCUAAGCGGUGAUCUGUCUGUUUGCGUGUAAAAACUGUUAAUAAAUGUGAAUUAGUUCUUCAUAAAUA
Molecule: messenger RNA, 654 nt
Organism: Ochlerotatus camptorhynchus
Lineage: Eukaryota; Metazoa; Arthropoda; Insecta; Diptera; Culicidae
Product: mantle protein-like
Exons: 2
Coding region: 55-591 (178 amino acids)
Source: RefSeq, a predicted model, not a curated record